This is a messenger RNA of Protopterus annectens (West African lungfish), 1337 nucleotides long. RefSeq names its product family with sequence similarity 210 member A (gene MIMS1). Bases 330 to 1208 code for a protein of 292 amino acids. The transcript is spliced from 6 exons. Gene Ontology annotation, cellular component: mitochondrion. NCBI's taxonomy places the organism in Eukaryota, Metazoa, Chordata, Ceratodontiformes, Protopteridae. The record is from RefSeq and is a predicted model, not a curated record.
CGAAGUUGUGUGUGCUUUUCCAGUAUGUAAUGGUUUGGUGAAAGGUUAUUGAAACAUGUGCAUAGGUUGUUUUGUAUGACUGAAAAGGGGCGUUUAAACUGGACUGUUUCUAGGGUUUGCUUGACAUUUACUGUGGCGGUAUUGAAGUAAACGUUUUGGGAGUCGCAACAUAUUUGUGGUCAGAUAUCCGACUGUGGACUUAUGAGGAUCUUACAGCACCACGUAAAAGGCUCAUGCUGACAGCUGUCAGCUGCUACCUUAACUGGAGGACACACUGGAAUGAAGCUGUCUCCUGAGGUUCUGUAAGUGUUUUAAGUGGAUGCAUCAGGAUGUACAGAUGCAAUCUGAGACCAUUGUUCCAGUGUGUAGAAAGGAUGUGUGCAGUCCUGAUCCAGUCGGGUAAAUUUCAACGUUUCGAGAGCCACAGCACUUGGUCAGCAGUGAUGUCAUCUUGCAGUAGAAGGAAGUUAUUAGUGGCUAAAAAGAAACAGUGGCUGCAUACAUCAGGUGCCAUUUAUGUGUCUCAGAAGGGCAAGCCUACUGAACUGUCAAGCGCACAGUUACAAAAGCAGGAUGACCAGUAUAAUCAAAGUGUACAAGGGCUGGGAUCUGAGGCCAGAAAGGAGGUUGAAGAGGAAGUGCUGCCCGAGGGCACCUUGCAGGGGAACCCUGCAUCUGCUGGUCCCAUAGAAACCGAUCCUUUACAAGACAAAUCAAUUGGUCUUUUCCAGAGGUUUAAGAAAACUUUUAAACAGUAUGGAAAAGUUAUGAUCCCGGUUCAUCUAGUGACAUCUUCUCUGUGGUUUGGCACAUUUUACUAUGCAGCAAUGAAAGGUGUGAAUGUGGUUCCAUUCCUAGAAUAUGUUGGACUUCCUGACAGCAUCGUAAAUAUUCUUAGAAAUUCUCAGAGUGGAAAUGCACUGACAGCGUAUGCCAUGUACAAGAUUGCCACUCCAGCCAGAUAUGCAGUCACUCUAGGAGGGACAUCUGUUACUGUCAAGUAUCUCCGGAAGCAGGGGUACAUGUCCACACCACCUCCAAUGAAGGACUACUUGCAAGACAAAAUGGAGGAAACCAAGGAACUGUUCACAGGAAAAAUGGAAGAAACCAAAGGCAUCAUUAGUGAAAAAAUGGAAGAAACAAAGGACAGAAUAUCAGAAAAACUUCAGGAAACCAAAGACCGUUUCCCUUUAGGGAAGAAGAAAUGAGGUUUCUAAUCUGUUGAAUAUAAAGAUUACAACCCACAAGUGCAUUGUGUAGGCUUAUUUUGCAAAUUGUUUACUAAAUGAAAUUACAUACACACCUAGAUUCAUCCUAUAAAUGUUCAGAGUAUAGUU